This is a messenger RNA of Rhodofomes roseus, 2762 nucleotides long. RefSeq names its product glycoside hydrolase. Gene Ontology annotation, biological process: glucan catabolic process. Gene Ontology annotation, molecular function: beta-glucosidase activity. The transcript is spliced from 14 exons. The record is from RefSeq and is a predicted model, not a curated record. The coding region runs from base 226 to 2598 and encodes 790 amino acids. NCBI's taxonomy places the organism in Eukaryota, Fungi, Basidiomycota, Agaricomycetes, Polyporales, Fomitopsidaceae.
GCUCAGUGCUCUUGGACCGAUGCACGGCAGAACAGUAUCAUGUAUGUUUGAGGGUCAACCCGCCCGCUGGGGCUCUGGGGACGGCCGCCGCGCAUCGCUUCGUAGGCCGGACGCGCUCAAACGCGGUCACGGUCUACCGUGACCAUCCAUAUAAAGCGUCCCUCGAGCGGACAGCUUCUGAAGUUCGUUUGGACCCGUUCUACCGCGGCCGGUCAAGUGGGCACCAUGCGUUCAGCGACACUCCCUUUGCUUACUGUCGCUCUUCUACUCUUCGUCAUCCCCUCGUCGGCCAAAGCAUCACGGCGCGACGACGCGGGCUUGACCACGCUCUCCGACAACUCGCCCGGGACAUGGCCAGCGCCCAACGCGACGGGCGGGAACGCGUGGACGGACGCGUUCUCCAGCGCGCAAGCCCUCGUCGCGCAAAUGACACUUGAGGAGAAGAUCACCGUCAUCACCGGUCAGUCGGGUCGCUGCGUCGGUAACACGGGUGCAGUCGAGCGACUUGGUGUCCCCGCGCUCUGCCUGGAGGAUGGGCCCGCGGGAGUGCGCCUCAUCCAGGGUGCAUCCCAGUUCCCAGCUGGACAGGCGGUGGCCGCGACAUGGGAUAGGGAUUUGAUCUACCAGCGUGGGCGCGCGAUGGGCCAAGAGUUCUUCGACCAGGGAGUAAACAUCGCGCUUUCCCCUGUGACAGGCGGUCCGCUCGGACGCAGCCCGCGCGGCGGUCGCAACUUCGAGGGUUUCUUCGACGAUCCCUAUGGUACCGGUGAAGCUGCCUACCUGACAGUCAAGGGCGUGCAAGAUGCCGGCGUUCUCGCUACAUCCAAGCACUACAUCGGCUAUGAGCAAGAGACAUUCAGGAACUCCUUCAACCAACUGGAGUCGUACUCAGUCUUCCCUGUGAACGUGCAGGCUCCCAUCUCGUCGAACAUCGAUGACAAGGCACUGCAUGAGUUGUACUUGUGGGGUUUUGCCGAAGCCGUUCGCGCUGGUACGGCCUAUGUGAUGUGCUCGUACAAUGAGGUCAAUCAAACUCAUUCGUGCGCCAAUGCCUACACCCAGAACAACAUCCUGAAGGGCGAGCUUAACUUCCAGGGCGGUAUCAUGUCUGAUUGGGGAGGAGUGUGGGGUGAUGCUGAGUUCAUCAACGGCGGACUCGACAUCUCUAUGCCGGGUGUCGGUAUUGGCGGCGUACUUGGCGCAUGGUGGGGUGACGGCCUUAUUCCCUACGUCCUGGACGGGACAGUUGCCGAGUCUCGAGUGGACGACGCGGUCAUCCGCCUCCUGACUCCCUGGAUCUUCUCAGGUCAAUCCGCGAACCCUCCUCCAGCAGUGACGUGGAACGUCGAUCAGAUUUUUUAUCCAACGGAAGACGCCUACUGGCAUGACGUGCGGAAGAUCGAGACGAUGGCGCUCAUCAGGCAGAUCGGCGAGGACUCUGCGACGCUACUCAAGAACGUGGACGGCGUGCUGCCAUUGGGCACCCCCGGCGUCAUCGCUAUAAUCGGAAGCGACGCAGGCUCCAACGAGCUGAGCGCCCUGAACGGCGAGGGCAACGCUCAGUUCCCGCGCUGGAACAUCAACGGCACGUUGACUCUAGGCGGCGGCUCUGGCUGGGCGACCCCGCCGUACGUUGUUACACCGUAUGAGGCGAUCAACUAUCGUGCGCGCAAGAUGAACUCGCAGGCGUACGCGGUGUUCAACGACUCGGACUACGAUGCGAUCAGCACUACGGUCCAGAGCGCGGACGUUGCGAUCGUAUUCGUGAGUGCGUUCACGAGGGAGGGCGAAGAUCGCGCUACCCUAUACCUUGAUCAUGACGGCGAGACACUGAUUCAGACGGUGGCGGCGAACUGCAACAAUACCAUUGUCGUGAUGCAUGCUGGUGGCCCAGUUCUGGUGGAAGAAUGGAUCGACAACCCGAACGUCAAAGCUGUUAUCGCUGCUCAUUUCCCUGGUCAAGAGUCUGGGGAUGCCAUCGCGAGCGUGCUCUUCGGCGACGUCUCACCGAGCGGCAAGCUCCCCUACACGAUCGGUCACUCCCUCGACGAGUAUCCACCUGACACCAUUGUGGACGACCCGGUUCUCGCACCGCAAGCGUACUUCAGCGAGUCGACGCUGAUCGACUACCGCUGGUUCAGUGCCCUGAGCAUCACGCCGCGCUUCGAGUUCGGCUACGGUCUUUCCUACUCGACGUUCUUGUACAGCAAUAUCUACGUGCAGAGCGUUUUCGAGGCGGACAACAGUACUAUCCAAAAGACAAACGAGCCAUUCGAAGGGCAUGACGGAAGCAAUAGUUUGUAUGAUAUCAUCGCAGCGGUGACGGCGCAAGUCACGAACACUGGGGGUGUGGUCGCAAACGAAGUUGCUCAGCUGUAUGCUACCUUCCCCGAUAGUCUCGGCAUCUGGUUGCGCGGCUUUGACAAGCUCAAGGGCCUUGCGCCCGGGGAGACACGCACUGUCACGUUCUCUCUUCGCCGAAAGGACCUUUCGUUGUGGAGCACGGAGAGGCAGCUGUGGUACAUCCCAGAGGGAGAUAUUCAAUUGCAGGUCGGCGCGAGUUCGACGAAGCUGUAUCUGACGACUUCGUGGUCUUAAUAAUAUCGCGAUGCAUCACACGACUCGACAUUUGAGGUGUAGAUACUAGAAGGGCCGUGGACUUUGUGUAAUUCGUACGCGCGCACGCUUGUGCAAAACUAGUUUAAGUACUUAUUAAUCGCUACUUAUUGGGUUUUAAUAUCAAUCAGACCUGGUUGAAGAGA